CCCCCCCGCCCCCGUCGGCCUUCAGAGGCGGCUGAAGGUGACUCUCCUCUCGGCUGGGAUGCAGAGGCGGCUGCUGGGGCUCCCAUCGGCCGGACACCAGCGUCUGUUUCCCCGGGGGACAAAACGCGCACUGCCGGGGGGAGGGGAGCGUCGGACCCGCCUGAGCUGAGCCGUUUCGUCUUUUUUUCUGGUUUUGAUCUAAUUUAUUUUUUUUUCUUGUGGGUUGGGGGUGGGGGUGCCUCUCACUGGGUGGGCUCCGGCGCAGGGAGGGGGGUGCAUGCAUGUGUUCUGCACCGUACGGGCGGAAAAAGCGCCCAAGAUCCGCAGGGAGCAUCUUCCCCAUCAGCAGAGGGACGCAGGCGGAGCCGGGGCGGCGGGAGAGCGCGGAGGCGGCGGUGGACGACAGCAGGAUGACUGUUCAGGAAUUCAACACUUUGGUGGCUUUGUACCGGGAGCAGGUCAUAUCUGUCGGGGAGAUCUCGGUGGACUGUCCGGCUCUGCGGGCUCAGAUGCACCAAACCCGGUCCAAAGGGUGCUCCAUGGCCCGGGCAGCGCACCAGGACCUGGCCGUCAUCUCUGGAUCAGGGCCGGAGGACGGAGAGAUCCAUCCUGAAAUCUGCCGUCUCUUCAUCCAGCUGCAGUGCUGCCUGGAGAUGUUCAUAACGGAGAUGCUCAAGUCCAUGUGCCUCCUGGGGGUGCUGCAGCUCCACAGAAAAACAGGAACAGACUCUGAGCCGAGAGUUGACUUCAGGAUGGACGAGAGCUCCGAUGUCCCCAUCCUGGAGGACCGAUCCUCGUCUCCCAUCGACUACCCUCAGGAGACCUGGCUGGUGGGCAUUGAUAUCGAGAACAUAGAACGAGAUAUGAAAGAGAUGCGAAACCUACUCAGCAAACUCAGGGAGACGAUGCCAUUGCCACUGAAAAAUCAAGAUGACAGCAGCUUGUUGAAUCUGACUCCCCACCCGCUGGUGCGGCAGAGGAAGAGACGCUUCCCCGGACUCUGCUGCAUGGUGUCGGGCUGAGAAUCUGACUGCGACGCUCACGCGACGAGGACCUUCACUCCAGCUUUCAUUAAGUGGAAUUUAUUUGUAAUUCAGAGAAGUUCUUCAUGUUUUUUUGUGUUUGUUUUUUGGAAACAUUGUCUGAGUUUCAUCUUUUCUGCCACUUCUGGCUGAAUAAGGCUCAACGUUGGAGCUUGGUUGUGUAUUUUAUUUAAAAACAGGUCUCAGAGACGUCAGAUUAAUUUAGUCUUUUUGGGUCUUACCAGUGCCACAGUACACGUAUUUCCUCCUUACGUAUUCAUGUUUUUAUCUAAACUAAAACUACGGUGUGUAAAUGUUCCGGCUAUGCACCAGCAUCCUCAGUGUUCGGCUGCCUCACUGUGCUUCUUCUCUCAUGCCGCCACGUUUAGAGCGUGUCGCCGUGUAAAAGUGUCUCUGCUAAUCUGUGUGACGUGACGAAGCAAGUCCUCCGCAUUACGCCGCAUAUCCGGCUCCUUUAUGUACAGACAGAAGAGAGGAAAAGAAGAAAAGCUGCUUCCAAACGUCCAUCAUCUCCGUUCCUGAAGCGUAUUUUCGUUGCUUUGGUGUCGUCAGUGCUAACUUUGCUUGUCCGACAGCAGAGCUCAAAGGAAACUCUGCUUUUUUUUUUUCCUGCUCACGCAGCUGAUCGGCUGCUCCCGGUUGUGCAGAAACUGAAAAAUGUGCAUGAAACUAGAACAGCACAGCCCUCUGUAAUAUGUCCCAUCAGAACCUGAGGUUUAAAAACCGUUGCAUCACUGUGUUCAGUGCUAAGGCUGCCUUGGAUGAGGAUUCACAGCCUUUUCAGUUUUUAACUCGUUACCCAAGUAUGAUGAUCCAUCUCUACGCGAUGGAA
Molecule: messenger RNA, 1875 nt
Organism: Fundulus heteroclitus (mummichog)
Lineage: Eukaryota; Metazoa; Chordata; Actinopteri; Cyprinodontiformes; Fundulidae
Gene: rgs7bpb
Product: regulator of G protein signaling 7 binding protein b
Exons: 6
Coding region: 282-1022 (246 amino acids)
Biological process (GO): G protein-coupled receptor signaling pathway
Cellular component (GO): neuron projection; postsynapse; nucleus
Source: RefSeq, a predicted model, not a curated record